AUGUUAAAUACUCCUCAAUGGCUAGCUGGAAAACUAACAUCAAAUAUGUUUGAUAAAUGUGAAGUAUCCGCAUGUACAUUUUAUCAUAAAACACCAUUUAAAUAUGUCAAUGAAAGUGAUGCUGUUAUUUUGUAUGCAGUGGGAUACUCAUCCAAAAGAUGGUUGGCACGAAAACCCAAAAAUGGACAGAUUUGGAUAUUUGCCGUGUGGGAGUCUCCAUACUUUUCGUAUUCAGGAGAAUUUAAUAAAGAAAUAUUUAAAAAUAAGGUAAAUUGGACUAUGACUUAUCGACUUGACUCGGAUAUCCCAGCACCUUAUGGUAUUGUGAAGAAAACUAGUGAACAGUUUACAAAUUACACAAAAAUUAUGGCAGAGAAAACAAAAUUGGCAGCUCAAUUAGUAAGUCAUUGUCCAACGCCAAGUUUACGUGAACGAUAUGUCAAAUCGUUAGAAAAAUAUAUACCAGUACAGGUUUAUGGGCGAUGUGGACCCGAGAAGAAAAGGAUUAAAGAUACACAUUUAAUUCAAAAAAUUGAAAAAUCUUAUAAGUUUUAUUUAGCUUUUGAAAAUUCUUUGUGUCGUGAUUAUGUUACUGAAAAAUUUUUUGACUGGCAAAAUAAAAGGAUUGUUCCUAUAGUGAGAGGUGACGGUAAUCAUGAACAUUUUUACCCCAAAAAUUCGUACAUAGAUGUGAGAGAUUUUAAAUCAAUUUCUGAUUUAGGCAAAUAUAUUAAAUAUUUAGAUAGAAAUGACACAGCUUAUAUGGAAUAUUUGAAAGCCAAAGAAAAUUACGUUGUUACUGAGAGUUUAGGUUCAUCUAUAGUAAAAUCACUUUGUCAAUUGUGUAAGAUGGUUCACAACCCUGAUAAAUGCAGGAAUAAUUACUCUAAUGUUCAAGAUUGGUAUAGUAACGGAACUUGUACAAAACCAAUUGAUUUAGAAAUAAAGAAAAAAUCCUGA
This is a messenger RNA of Lottia gigantea (owl limpet), 960 nucleotides long. RefSeq lists its product as hypothetical. Lineage: Eukaryota; Metazoa; Mollusca; Gastropoda; Lottiidae. Gene Ontology annotation, cellular component: membrane. Gene Ontology annotation, molecular function: alpha-(1->3)-fucosyltransferase activity. The record is from RefSeq and is a predicted model, not a curated record. The transcript has a single exon. The coding region runs from base 1 to 960 and encodes 319 amino acids.